AUGUCUGAUACAAGAUGGUCUUCAAGAAUUGAAUGUGUCAAGCCAUUUUCUAUGAACAUAGUAGGCAUUAAAGAGGCGAUCAAAGAGGUUCAAAAUCUUAAUCUAACUGCUGAAACUUUAAAUGAUCUUAGGGGACUUUCCAAGUAUGCCGAUUCAUUUGAAUGUGUAAUUAUGGCCUCUAUUUGGUUUAAAGUGCUGACCACAAUCGACUAUAGAAAUAAAGUCUUACAAACAAGAAAAUGUACAAUUGACGUGGAAGUGAAAAAUUUAGACAGCUUGAUAAAUGAUUUGACACAUUUAAGAAAUAACUGGGAAAUGAUUUUGGAAGAGUGUAAGCUUGUUGGUGGAAAUAUAAAUAGUGCAAUAACCUUUCCAAAAAAACGUACCAUAAGAAAGAAACUAGCUGAUGGGUCAACUCAAGUAGAUGAUUGCAACCGAGAAGAGAAGAUUAAGCAGGUGUUUUAUACUAUAAUUGACUGUGUGAUAGCCAAUAUUACAGUACGGUACACUGCUGUUCGAAACAUAGAUGAAAUGUUUAAUUUUCUAUGGAAAUUUCCAAAAUUUUCAACUGCAGAACUUGCUGAAAAAUCAAACACAUUUGUCAAUUUGUAUAGCAGUGACGUUUCUAGAGAUCUGGUGGAAGAAAUUAAUCACUUGAAAUCAAUUCAGGCAGCUAACUUCAAAAAUGACCUUUCACCUCUUAAUCUCCUUAACACACUAGAAAAACAAAAACUGAAAAGCAUUUUUCCAAAUGUAUGUAUUGCUCUGAGGUUAUUCUGCACACUGCCAGUGACUGUAGCUGAAGCAGAAAGAUCUUUCAGCACACUAGCAAGAGUAAAGAACUUUCUCCGAUCAACCAUGGCUCAAGAUCGACUUUCAAGUUUGGGCACACUUGCUAUGGAACCUGAUCUUGCUAGACAAUUGGAUUAUAAUAGCAUUAUCGAUACUUUUGCAAACAAAAAAGCUAGAAAAGCUAUUUUUUAA
Melanaphis sacchari is the source of this 984-nucleotide messenger RNA. RefSeq lists its product as uncharacterized. Lineage: Eukaryota; Metazoa; Arthropoda; Insecta; Hemiptera; Aphididae. The record is from RefSeq and is a predicted model, not a curated record. The transcript has a single exon. Gene Ontology annotation, molecular function: protein dimerization activity. Bases 1 to 984 code for a protein of 327 amino acids.